Messenger RNA from Diabrotica virgifera virgifera (western corn rootworm), 627 nucleotides. RefSeq names its product TBC1 domain family member 5 homolog A-like. The coding region runs from base 1 to 627 and encodes 208 amino acids. Lineage: Eukaryota; Metazoa; Arthropoda; Insecta; Coleoptera; Chrysomelidae. Gene Ontology annotation, molecular function: nucleic acid binding; zinc ion binding. The transcript has a single exon. The record is from RefSeq and is a predicted model, not a curated record.
AUGAGAAGACCCUCGUCUCAAUUUACAAAAUGCACAAAUUGUGGCCGAAUAGGUCAUCAAAAUUUUGAAUGCCGCUCUUCCCGUUUCGUACAACCAAAUCAAUCUUUUUCUAGGCCUAACGGUUAUCAAAACCAAUAUAAUAAUGGACCUAACAACUAUCAAAACAAUCAAAACCCUAAUAGGAAUCAAUAUUCCUCCAACAAUCCAAAUUUCAACCAACAGAGACCUUCCUUUUCAUCUCAAAAUCAAAAUCAAAAUCGUCCAUCCGUUAUUCAAAGAAACCCAAAUUUUCAAAGGGCACAUGUUUUAAAUGAAUACCCUGACAAAAUGACUUAUUACGCAGACGAUUACUAUACAGAUAAUUAUUAUAAUACCGAUAACUAUGAAAACUAUGAAACAGAUUAUUAUACAGAGAAUAAUCUACAAACCGAUAACUUUUACGAAACCACAACUAACACACUCGACACAGAAAAUUAUCAGGAUUUUCUUUCACUUCAGAAUCAAAAUCAUCCUCCCAACCAUACGAACCAUUCAACGGAUAUUACGAAUAUCCAAGAACAAAUCCAAGCACUCAACUUGGACAAUUUUCAUCCGGAUCUCAAUUUUCCCGAACAAAGGUUCCUGUAA